This is a messenger RNA of Hyla sarda, 4459 nucleotides long. It is a transcript of the gene KCNH2, whose product is annotated as potassium voltage-gated channel subfamily H member 2. Bases 361 to 3813 code for a protein of 1150 amino acids. The record is from RefSeq and is a predicted model, not a curated record. Gene Ontology annotation, molecular function: inward rectifier potassium channel activity. Gene Ontology annotation, cellular component: membrane. Gene Ontology annotation, biological process: membrane repolarization during action potential; regulation of ventricular cardiac muscle cell membrane repolarization; regulation of heart rate by cardiac conduction. The transcript is spliced from 17 exons. Lineage: Eukaryota; Metazoa; Chordata; Amphibia; Anura; Hylidae.
UGCAGCUCCCGAUAUGACGUCACUAAGGAUAUGGGAGUGGUCUGUUAGUUCGUGGGGGCGGGGCUACGCAGACUGUGCCCGGAAGUUGCUGGGUACUGAGGACCGCCAGGGUGGAGCUAUAGAGAGGGAGCCCUGCUGACUUGUGUCCUCAUCAGUGCACCCGACCACCCAUAGGGGGCGUCCUGGAGUCUGUAUCCACAUCUGGGGAGUAAUACAGGAUUCCCAGGAAAGGUAUACACACCUUUCAGAAUGAAUAUCUACAAGAGCAUCACAGAUAUGACUGGAGGGGUUGGCACGUACCACCACCCUUCAUGUGACCAGUGAGGAGGACAGACGACAGGUGCCACCCAUGGGAUAAGGAUGCCGGUCCGAAGAGGUCACGUCGCCCCUCAGAACACCUUCCUGGACACCAUCAUAAGGAAAUUCGAAGGACAAAGUCGAAAGUUCAUCAUCGCCAACGCUCGCGUGGAAAACUGCGCCGUCAUUUACUGCAACGAUGGAUUCUGCACCAUGUGUGGCUACACCAGGGCGGAGGUCAUGCAGAGACCCUGCACCUGCGACUUCCUGUACGGCCCGCGUACCACCUCCAGCGCGGUCUCACAGAUCGCUCAGGCCCUGGUGGGAUCCGAGGAACGUAAGGUGGAAAUCUCCUUCUAUCGUAAAGACGGAAGCUGCUUCUUGUGCCUGGUUGACGUGGUCCCGGUAAAGAAUGAGGAUGGUGCCGUCAUCAUGUUUAUCCUGAACUUUGAGGUGGUGAUGGAGAAGGAUCUCCUGACCUCCCUGACCAAGAACUCCAACCACCGGGUCCAGUCACAUUGGUUUCCCCCAGGUAGAGCAAAGUCCUUCAGGUUGAAGUUCCCUGCAUUACUGACACUGACCGGUAGUAAGCAGUCGCUGCCCCAGGACGACCCCGAUGUGGUGGUGGUGGACUUCUCCAAGCACAGCAGUGACUCUGUGGCUCUAGAAGAUGUGACCGUGGCCCCAGUGGAUAACUGUGUGGGCUCUCGUCCGGAGGACCAGCAGGCAUUGAUCAGUGGCACAGAGCCCAAGAAGGAAGAAGAUGUCAGCAAGGACCCUGCAGUGCAGUCUUCUCCUCGGGCAGAUAAGGACCACCUCAACCUGGACAUGUCCUUCUCUAACUGUAGCCUGACCCGCAGUCGCUCCCGGGAAAGCUUCUACAGCGUCCGCAGGGCCUCUUCUGUGGAUGACAUAGAGGCCAUGAAGGUCGACUUGGACAAGAAGUUUCGGAAGCGUAACUCUAGCACAGGUGGCAUGAACAACGUCCGGAUGAAUCUCUUGAACUCCACAUCAGACUCCGACCUCAUGAAGUACAGAACGAUUAGUAAGAUCCCACAGAUCACCCUCAACUUUGUGGACUUUAAGGGAGAUUCUUUCCUCACGUCGCCUUCCAACGAUAAAGAGAUUAUUGCUCCCACCAAGCUGAAGGACCGAACCCACAAUGUGACUGAGAAGGUCACGCAGGUCCUGUCACUGGGAGCCGAUGUCCUUCCUGAGUACAAACUACAAGCUCCCCGUAUCCACAAAUGGACAAUUCUCCACUAUAGUCCUUUUAAAGCUGUCUGGGACUGGCUGAUCCUCCUUCUCGUCAUCUAUACCGCCAUCUUCACGCCAUACUCUGCCGCCUUCCUUUUGAAUGACCAGGAGGAGCAGAACAGAGAAAACUGUGGCUACUCCUGCAAUCCUCUCAGCGUGGUGGACUUGAUGGUCGACAUCAUGUUCAUCAUCGACAUCCUCAUCAACUUCCGCACAACCUACGUCAACACCAACGAAGAAGUGGUCAGCCACCCGGGCAAAAUCGCCAUCCACUAUUUCAAAGGCUGGUUCCUCAUUGACAUGGUGGCUGCCAUUCCUUUUGAUCUUCUGAUUUUUGGCUCUGGCUCUGAGGAGACUACUACUCUGAUCGGUCUACUGAAGACGGCCCGCCUCUUACGCCUGGUACGAGUGGCCCGAAAGUUGGACCGCUACUCGGAGUAUGGGGCGGCGGUGCUGUUCCUCUUGAUGUGCACCUUCGCUCUCAUCGCUCAUUGGCUGGCAUGCAUCUGGUACGCGAUUGGACACAUGGAACACUAUGACCCGGAGUAUCGCACAAUCGGCUGGCUCUACUCACUGGGCACCCAGAUCAUGAAACCCUACAACAACAGUAACACCAAAUCCGGCCCAACCAUCAACGACAAAUAUGUCACUGCCCUCUACUUCACCUUCAGCAGUCUGACCAGCGUCGGCUUCGGAAAUGUAUCACCGAACACCAACUCUGAAAAGAUUUUCUCCAUCUGUGUCAUGCUGAUCGGAUCGCUCAUGUAUGCCAGUAUUUUCGGGAAUGUGUCUGCCAUCAUCCAGCGCCUGUACUCCGGCACUGCCCGAUACCACACCCAGAUGCUGCGGGUGCGCGAGUUCAUCCGCUUCCAUCAGAUCCCGAACCCUUUGCGGCAGCGAUUGGAGGAGUAUUUCCAACACGCGUGGUCUUAUACUAACGGCAUCGACAUGAACGCAGUCUUGAAGGGGUUCCCUGAGUGCCUCCAGGCGGACAUUUGUCUACAUCUGAACAGAAGUCUUCUUCAGAACUGUAAACCUUUCAAAGGAGCCACAAAAGGCUGUUUGCGGGCCCUGGCCAUGAAGUUUAAGACCACCCAUGCCCCUCCUGGGGACACCCUGGUCCAUGCGGGCGAUGUUCUCACAGCUCUUUAUUUCCUGUCCCGUGGAUCCAUUGAAAUUUUACGUGGAGAUGUGGUGGUCGCCAUAUUGGGGAAGAACGAUAUAUUUGGAGAGCCACUCAAUCUGUACGCUCGGCCUGGAAAGUCCAACGCAGAUGUCCGAGCUUUGACCUACUGCGACCUCCACAAGAUUCACCGGGAAGAUCUGCUGGAAGUACUGGACAUGUACCCGGAAUUCUCUGAUUAUUUUUGGUCUAGCUUAGAGAUCACGUUUAACCUUCGAGAUACCAACAUGAUCCCGGGAUCUCCGAGCAGCGAAGAGUCUGACAGCGGAUUCAACAAGCUCAGGCGGCGCAAGCUGUCAUUCCGCAGAAGGACCGAAAAAGAUGCUGACAAUGCCGGGGAGGCCAAGAAAGGUCAAAGGUGGAGUCGGCUAAGCCGGAACAAUUUAGCUCCAGAGGAUAAAAGUUGGGGUGAGCAGCACAGUAGCCCCCCAUCCAGUCCAUUGUCCAGUGAUGAUGAGCAGCCGGCACCGGUGUCCAGCACCGUGGAGCUCUCUCCAACCAGAGCUACGUGCAGUAACUUCACAGGAGCGAGCCGGGCGGAGGCCGAGGGGGAUCAGAGCGGCCGGGACGUGUGCAAUCAUCUGUCAGGUGCUUUCUCUGGUGUAUCUAACAUCUUUAGCUUUUGGGGGGACCGGACUGGACGUCAGUACCAGGAGCUGCCGCAAUGCACCAUCCCUGCCCACUCCACCCUCAGCGUUCCUGUGCCUUCCCUCAGCCGGCGGCAAAAAUGUGAAUUAGGGAACAGGCUGGAUCAGCUGCAGAAGCAACUCAACAGGUUGGAGAACCGCAUGGUGACCGACAUAAACACUAUCAUGCAGUUACUGCAGAAGCAGAUGGUCAUCGUCCCCCCAUCAUACAGCACCGUCUCCUCCCCCCCUCAGAUGUCCGGCUGCCCCCCGUGUGGAGAGCAGACCAUUGCAUCCUCUUCUCAGGUUUUUGAAUACCAGGAUGUGGAGGGAAUGAAGUAUAAGUUAUGUGAAAUGCCCUCUGGCCCCCCAGACUCUCCACGCGGAGCCCACCUACAGCCCUCGACGCCUCUCACUCCCCCGGGAACUUGGAGGACCCAUUGGACUUGAGGACCCCACAGAGACAUUGCUCUGACCCGGGCAGUUAGGGGCAGGUACUUUGGGGAAACUACUGUCAGAAUAUGGGCACAAGCCAAACCCUGGCACCGUAAGAAUAAAAAAAAAAAAAAAAAAGAAUAAAGGCCAUAUGAAGUCACGCCAGGAAAACGUCGUAGCACAGACACCCGUCAUGGCGUUCUACAAGUGGACGGACGCAGCGGGUGAUGGAAAUACAGAGCAGAAUCCUCCCGUACUGGGGGAGGCUGGAACCAUAUGUGGAAAUUCUGCAUCAUAACAGGCUAAAGACCUUUCUGUGAUAUCAUCGCCUCGAGCGCCAACCGCGGCCAGUCGUUUGUAGACGCAAAACCGCCGUGGUAGGACUCGGGCGACCCAUAGUUUUCUGUCCAUCUUCUAUGAUCACUCUCUUAUCUAGGGGAUGACACCGCGAGGAGUAACCAGGUAAAGAAGGGACUAUAUCAUCCAGAAGACCGGGGUCUAAUACUUUACUCCCGUUCUCCAGUGACGGAACGUUUUAGCUGCGCAGAUACGGACUGAUUCUAGGUUUGCUUCUAGGCGGUCGGACUGUUCCUAUUUCAGACCUGUUUUGGGGGUUCCCUUUACUUGAGGAAGUGGGGUUUCCUUUAAGGCAGUGUUUCUU